UUUUUGACCAGGCUGACGGAGAGGUUCGUGUUGGGAGUGGAUAUGUUUAUGGAGACCUUGUGGAAAGUUUGGAUGGAACUCUUGGAUGUCCUUGGACUUGACGUCUCCAAUCUGUCCCAGUACUUCAGCCCAGCCUCAGUGUCCAACAGCCCUGCUCGUGCCCUUCUGCUGGUCGGCGUCGUCCUCCUGGCCUACUGGUUCUUGUCCCUGACCUUGGGUUUCACCUUCCACGUCCUGCACUUGGUGUUUGGCCGCUUCUUCUGGCUGGUGCGGGUCGUGCUGUUUUCCAUGUCCUGUGUGUACAUCCUGCACAAGUACGAGGGUGAGCCUGAGAACGCCGUGCUGCCGCUGUGCCUGGUGGUCGCCAUCUACUUCAUGACAGGGCCCAUGGGCGUGUGCUGGCGAGGCAGCCCGGGCAGCCCCGGCAGCCCCAGCGUGGAGGAGAAGCUGGAGCACCUGGAGAGCCAGGUCAGACUGCUCAACAUCCGCCUCAACAGGGUGCUUGAGAGCCUAGACCGUCCCAAGGACAAGUGAAGGUCAGGUGCCCGGCCGGGUCCCCG
Castor canadensis (American beaver) is the source of this 560-nucleotide messenger RNA. The record is from RefSeq and is a predicted model, not a curated record. Lineage: Eukaryota; Metazoa; Chordata; Mammalia; Rodentia; Castoridae.